AUGGGGGACCUCUGGACGCGCGCAGAUGGCUGGAGGCGAUUCAGCGGGGGCGGACGAGGAGCGAACGCGUCGCAGGAGUUGAAGAGACGAGGAGGCGCGCCUUCAAGACGCCAAGGCGCGUCGGCCUCCCUCAGAGGCGAGGAGAGCAACGGCACCUUGUCCAGCCGCGAAGAAGAGAGAGACCCUGUGCAGCCGCGGGAGAGGGAAGGGCAGAGAAACAUGGCGGACUUCCACGUUUCUGGAAGAGAGACGAACGGAAGACGAGAGAGAAGCGACGAUUCUCUCGCGCAUGCGGGAGGUCACUUGCAUGUCAUGUCAUUCAAGGUCUCGCAUUUGAUCGGCUCUUCCCCGUCCUCUCCUUCCUGGUACUCUGCGUCGCACUCUCCAACGCGAGCAAGUUUCCCUACAUCGCCUGUCUUCUUGUCUCGACUUUCUGCGUCAUCGUCGUUCGUCUCUCCUUUGCCGUCGGCUUCUGCUUCCGUUCCGAUGAGCUCCCCUCACUCUCGGUACUCUUCUUCGCGUCUCCGAACUCCAACGGAUGUCCCCUGUCGGACGCUUCGUCCUUCUUCUUCUCCUUCCUUCUCGUCUUCUCUCUCUUCUUCUCUCUCUUCUUCGUCUCCCUCUUCUUCUCUCUCUUCUUCUUCUCUCUCUUCUUCGUCUCCCUCUUCUUCUCUCUCUUCUUCGUCUCCCUCUUCUUCUUCUCUCUCUUCUUCUUCUGCCUCUCCUCUCUCUUCUUUCUCUUCUUCUCCGCGUUUUUCUGGGACUGUGCAUGCAGCUCGAGCUCGGCGCUUCUGGAUGACGCACCCGACCGAGGUUGCGGCCGCGGUUUGCGCAGACGCUGCUGCUUCGCAUGUCGCGUUGUGUCGAGAGAAGGGCCGUCGCGGAGAGAGAGACUCGAGCGAAGGUGGAGAGACUGCGGCGCGAGCGAAGAAGCAGCAGACGCUGCUCGUGCGCUGGUUCACGACCGACGCUGGACUCCACCUCACCAGCGGCGCCAUUGCAGGCGCGGUGUCUCGGACAGCGACUGCUCCACUGGAUCGGAUAAAGGUAGUUCUUCAGCUGCAGAGAGGCGAGCACUUGAGUCUGAGUCAAGCUGUGCGAAGAAUCCGGACGCACGAGAGUGAGGAUCCUCGAGCGAAGAGAAGACCUGGGUGGACAGGCUUUUUCCGCGGGAACUUGACGAACUGCGUCAAGGUGAUGCCGGAAACCGCCAUCAAGUUCUACGCCUACGACUUCAUCAAGCAGCGUCUCCUCCACUUCAAACAAGAGAAAGAGCAGAAUGCAUGCAACGCAGCUUCCCUCGUCGCCGCAGUCGCCCGCGAAGAACGCGCCAAGGCCGCGCGAGGGGGAAGCAGCGAACAGCCAGACGCAACAGGCGCUCCCUCCACGCGGAGGAGAGAAGCAGCGAGUCCGAAAGAAGAGGCAAAGGAGAAGAAGGACGUUGCGAGUGUGGGGAAGGACGUCGGGGCGGAUCGAGAGCUGGAAGACAUUUUCGAGCGCCAGAGAAGACGGCCGACUUCCGAGAAAGAGGAUCAGUCUUCCGGAGCCCACAGGUCCUCAGAAGGCAUGGGGACUGGCGGAGGCUGUCCAAGCGUCCCCGCGGUUUCUCUGACGCUUUUCGACAAACUUUUGUGCGGAGCGGCCGCGGGAAUGAUCGCACAGUUCACAAUAUAUCCGAUGGAGAUUGUGAAGACUCGCCUGGCUGCGUACUCGCCGUUGUGCCGCUACGAUGGCAUUCUCGACUGCCUGGUCAAAACGUUCAAGGAAGGAGGCCUCCGGCGUCUGUACAGAGGUCUCGGUCCGUCUCUUCUCGGUAUCAUUCCGUACGCCAGCAUCGACCUCGCACUCUUCGACACUCUCAAAGGCAUGUAUAUCAGCCUUGUGUUGCUACCUAAACUGUUGAGUGAAGAAGAACGAGAAGGGCAGGCAGGAAGAGAGCGGCCAAGACGACUCGGAGAAGAACUCCCCUCUCAGCCAAACGAACAACGUUCCUGUGUCCAGUCAUCUUCCUCUCAGAGCUCGCCUUCUUCCAGCAUCUCUUCUUCCUCCAGCUCUUCUCGAUCGCCUUCUUCGUUGCCUUCCUCGGGCGCUGCUUCCCAUCCGCCGUCGGCGUCUUGCCUGGUGUCUGAGUGUGCGCGGGAGGCGUCCGCGGCUCCGUCGGGGCCUGCGUCUCUCUGUGCGCGGACUUCCUGUGCGUCGUCGGAUCCGCAUGAGGCCCACAAGAAGGCGGCGUCUCCGAACGUCUUCGUCCUUCUCUUCUGCGGAUGCGUGAGCUCGCUGUGCGGCCAAGUGGUUGCCUAUCCAACAGCGCUUGUCCGUACGCGCAUCCAAGUCGACGGCGGCGAUGGACAACCUCCAAAAUACAAGAACAGCUGGGGUGCCGCGCGCUGCGCCUGGUCCGACGGCGGCGUGAGAGGUCUGUACAGAGGGCUGUGCGCCAACCUCAUGAAGGCGGUGCCGGCCGUCAGCGUCAGUUGGCUGGUCUACGAAAAGUCGAAGGAGGCGAUUCGACGGAGCGUCGAAGCCUACGAAGCGAACGAGAUACGCAGCUGA
Molecule: messenger RNA, 2553 nt
Organism: Toxoplasma gondii ME49
Lineage: Eukaryota; Apicomplexa; Conoidasida; Eucoccidiorida; Sarcocystidae
Product: carrier superfamily protein
Exons: 2
Coding region: 1-2553 (850 amino acids)
Biological process (GO): transmembrane transport
Molecular function (GO): ATP transmembrane transporter activity
Source: RefSeq, a predicted model, not a curated record